Paramormyrops kingsleyae is the source of this 5944-nucleotide messenger RNA. Its product is annotated as exosomal polycystin-1-interacting protein. The record is from RefSeq and is a predicted model, not a curated record. NCBI's taxonomy places the organism in Eukaryota, Metazoa, Chordata, Actinopteri, Osteoglossiformes, Mormyridae.
CACGCACUUUCUGCAGCGUUUCACUGCUGCGGCGGAGAUUCCUUAAUUUGUUCUCUGGGUUAUUUUCGGAAUGCUUUUUUUUCCCCUUCUAAUCUUCUAACCAAAAGCUGGCCGAUGUGACAUUCCCGUCACGCAUGAAGUCCUUUAACCGGCCAUUUUCGGGAGCAGAUUCUUCUCGAAGCCACUUGACUGUAUCACGUUUCACCGAUUUAAAUGCCUCGCUCGUUUGAAAACGGUUGAGAAACAGGGAAACAAAAAAGAGAAGGUGUAUGUUUCCUCUUGCUUACUAGCUAGACUAAUGACACGAAAUCAAGGCAGGCUGAUUUAAUCUGAAUGAGUCUUUCCGGAUUUCUCAGGUAGCGAAAACCUUUAUGCGCUUUGACGUCUUUACUGUACUUCCCGGUGCGCCUUUAUCAGAUCUGGACCUGAUGUAUCGCUGGACUUCUUGGUUUGGCAUGGCUUGUGUCUGGACCUGGCACUUUCCACGGAAGAGUACAAUGAGCAUGUCUGUCCUUUGUGAAUUCCCUAGUGUCUGUGGGUGUCUGAGAAAGUAAACAUUUUAGGAAUACAAUGACUGGAAGUGACAAGUAACCAAUAUGUGACUUAGUAAACAUGUAAUCUCAAUCGCCUGCCAUAUCAGGUGCUAUGAGGCAGACACAUGGGUCAAAUUUGUAAAGGUGACUAAGACACUUGCUCAACAUUUUCCUCAGAAGCACAGGAAUAAUGCGUGGGAGCUGGGGGUGUGUGUAGAUCCCCCAUCCCGCUCUGGGGGAGAUAGACGGAGAGCAUAAAGGGAGGGGGCAGCGUGGCAGAAGCAGCCUUCAUCUUUAUUCAUGCACUUUGUUUGAGUGUCUUAAGAAACAAGGACCCAAGGGGGUCGGCAGUAGGCUGUGUGUGGAGAGUCCAGUGUUUGCGGGCUGAGUUCAGAGCUACUGCUGUGUUAGCGCACAUGCGUCACUCCCCCGACACAGACAAUAGUAGGGUGGAGAUUCUGUACCCCAUGUCCCAUACACGCCGCCCCCUGUGUGGGAGGACGUGUCAUCACAACAAUGGCUUUGUCAGGAAUUUUUACUCUCUUGCCACCUGUUUUGCCAUCGUCCUGUGUUCAGGUCUUCGGCAGGACUUGAUGAAGUGUCUCACACACACUGAGAAGCACUCUAUCACACACACUGAGAAGCACUCUAUCACACACUGAGAAGCACUGUAUCACACACACAUUACGCAUCUGCUGUGGCAGGAAUGAUCAGCCAAAGACAGAUUCAGUGACAGAGGGUCUAGAUCUCUUAUGCUGGAUUUCUGCUGCUCUGCAAUACCACCUGGGGACAUGUGGAGGCAGUACAGAGGCAACACUUUCUGGCUGCAAGAAUGCCAGAGAGGGAGGGAGGAAGAGAGAGAAAGAGGGAAAGGGAGAGACUGACGGGUAAAAAAUAGCGUGUCUGGGCUUCGGGUGCCUGCACUGAAACGUCGCAAGGAGAGAUGCAGCGAGGUGGAGAAAGGGGUGAGGCAGCACUCUGCGUCUGCAGCUUGGUUCUCACUCUUGAGCAGAUGCAGGAGGAGCAGGGGGUGUCCGCCGGGUAGCGGGAAGAAUGACAACGGCGUGGCUCAGUGCAGAGGCAGUAAAAAGUGAAUCCGGGGGCGUUUGGGGAGCCUGCCGCUGGGCCAGCCUGGCCCUGCCCCGUAUAUGGAUGCGUUGUUUUUUCCACGCGCCGGGUGGGGAGCCUGCUGCCGCUGGCUGUGAUGUCAGAGGAAUGCCACUCCGUCGGACCUGAUCCCCGGUAGCCGGGACCAUAAAUCGGGAACCAGACGGUGCGACGGACGUGUGGGGGAGGCACGGCCGAGCCCGAGCUCAAGGAGCAGAACCAGGAGCCGAGGAGGGGCAGGGAGCAGCGCCUGGGAGUCAGGGAGGGACUGAAAAGAGACUGAGGCCGCUAGACGCAGAGAGGAUUCUAAGAGGACAGACUGGCUGCCACAGCUGAGCUGGUUCCUAAGCAGCCGGUCUCAGAGCACAAGACAGCCGGCGUGACAGUAACCGAGGAGUUAAAGCAUCGUUUGGACGAGGACGGCACAUCACAUCAACGCCACAUCAACGCCACAUCACAGCUCAGCCUGUCAUGUGAAAAGGAAGCAGAAAGGAUUCUUUGUUACCAAGUUUUUUUUUUCUUUUUCCAGACACGGUCUUAGACGACCGGGUCCAUUACAUCCGACGUCAGUGCCAAUUACAACAACGGUCUCUGGGGAAGGCGGGUUGGUGAUGUAGACGCAGUACUGCCUUGGAGAUGUGUCGGCCCAGGAACACGUCGCUGAUCCACACCAGUGUCCUCUUCCUGGCCCUCGUCGCCAUGGUGGGAAUGACCCCACCACCUCCCCGCCCCCUCCCCCCCCCCCCCCCCAACAGCACGCUGCUCUUCGACAGCGCGCUCCAUGGCAACAGCCUGCGCAACUGCAGCUGCGCCUCGGAGAUCCAAGACUGCAGCGACACGCUGGCCAACCUGCUGUGCAGCUGCCGCACAGUGCCGCGCUCCUCGCUGCCCCCUGCUGGCCUCCGUAUGCAGGGCGGCCUGACAGUGUGGGUGCACGAUGGCUGGCUGCUGCGCGAGCUGCUGAACGGCAGCACGGUGCAGGACCUGCGGCUGUCAGCCUGCGGCCGAGCCGCCCUGUCUCCUCCGUUCCCGCCCCGAUACCUUGCACUGUUCGGCCUACGCAGCCUACGCGUGUUCAGCUCUGCCCCCGGCGCCGCUCACCCUGAACAGGCCCUCACCAUCUCUCCAGGCCCAACUUGGGACGUGUCUGGGGCACAGGUCGGGAUGCCCCCAGCGCCCUUCCACGUCUCCUUCCUGGAUGUAUCCGUCCUCAAUGGCCGCUCGUCCCUGAAGGCCUACAGCGUGAACAGCUCCUCCGCAGCCAACCUCACCCAGCAUUUCCCCCACCUGCCCCUGCCGCACGCACCCCCUCAGCACGGCCACCCCCAGCAGGCCUGCCUCCUCACCUUUAUCUACUAGACCUGGAGUGUGGGGGGGUUCCUGGAAUAAAUUAACAAAGGUGUUUGCAUUUACAGCACUAAAGCUUAAUACUGUCUGUUGAGAAGAAGGAAUGGACACACCAAGCAGGACUACAGCACAGGCGAGUCACGGGUCGAGCUAAGAGGAUCCAGCUGAGCUCUGUGUUUUCAUGCACUGGAUCUCCACUGGAUCUCUACUGGUCACUGACAUGCUAAGAGUGAAUGCUGGGGAAAUUCCGAUGGACCCCCCCCUAGGGAAGGACAUUUUCAAGCUGGGGUGUUUGACGUGCACUACAUGGUUGUCAGUUAUGACAAUCACCAACUGUUAAUCAGGUUAACUCACCAUGAGAAGAGAGGAAGAGAGAUCCAGACACAGUGGGGGUCACUGGGUGGGAAUCCAGAUCAUCGUUUUGGUGAAUCGUGCAGUGAGAUAAGUCUCACCGCAUGUGUUGGGCAUAGCCCACGCUGCUGCAGUCCACACUGUGUGUAUGUAUAGAUGCAUGUCUGAGAAAAGGCAGCGUGUUCUUGAGUAACCGAGAGCACGUUUGGUUGCGUGUGUCUGCAAGCUUGCCGCAUCUUACUGACCUUUAGCUUCAUCCCUGCUGGGUACUCUAACGUUACUCCGCAGUUACAACGACACAUCUGCUCAUGACUGUUGAAUUAUGGGACCUAAUACACGCCUCGUGUAGCUUGUAAGAGCACAGGAGGAAUCGGCUUGCAGCGGCGACUUCGGCUGCUCGUUUUGGCAGGUUAAGAAGCUACAGUAAGCUAAUCUUUUCAGUAGUUCUAAUGCCGCUCAGCCCAUUACCAUGGAGCCACAUCUCCUCUUGGAAUAUGCCUCAAAUUGGUUUGAUUAUGUAGCUAAACCAAUGUUGGCUACAUCUGCUGUUGCUUUUACAGGGUUGUAUGAUGGCCUGGUGGUUUUUCAGCAAGGCUUCAGUUAAAAGUACAAAUGUGGUUUUUACUAAAUCAAAUCAGUUAAAUCCAUUUAUCCAUCUUGUUACCCAUUUUUCCAACAGCUUAUUGAGUUUAGUGGUGCUGCUGUCUUUAAAUGCGACAUAAAAUCUGUGUAGAAGAUGAGAAAGAUAAAGGGUUGGACAAAAUUACUGUGAGCUGUCAGUCAGGCUGUAAUAUAAGCAGCGGUGGACUUACCAUAAGGCAAGUGUAGGCAGCCGUCUGGGACCCAGAAACUAGGGACCCCAUGAAGACAGAAUUUCCAGAAGUUACAUUUAAGGAUAUAACAUAAUAUUAUCAAUUAAAUUAUAGAAACAUGCCUGCUAUUUACAUCUUUAACGACAGUUUUCCAGAUAGACAAAGUUGCCUCCCAUCCAGUGGUAAACUUUGUUGUUUCACUGCCAAGCAAACCGCCACGAAGUAGCCUAACAGGAGAAGGAAACAGCACAAAGAAACCUGACUAACAUGACAUCAUCUCCUGUGUCUUUGAAACUGUUCCACUUGCGUGGUAGACAAACUGAGGUCAGACGUGGAGGGAAAAUAAUUAAAUGAACUUAUGCAGAUAUUUAAGAGUAACCGGAGUACGGCAUAGGCUAGCCUAGGCUACAGCCAAGGGCCCCAGCCAGAGAAGAAAGGGUUAAGCUUCUUAAAUUUGGCAGAUCGAUCUGCCGGCUCGAUACCCCCCCCCCCGAUCUGUGAAUUUUGCUGACAGCACUCCUGCCCCCACCCUGAUCGGUAAGCUUUACCACUGACAUCUUGUACUUUGAUUAACAUAUUAUUUAUGCCCCAUCGUUUUUAAUUCCCUGUUGUUUCUUUUUGGCUCCAAAUGCCCCACUUGGGGGCCCCUCACUUAUGUCAGCCUAGGGCCCCCAGAGAAAUUGUUGGCUCAGGGCUGGACAGGGCCCUAAAGAAACCAUUAAAACAACCAGCACUGCUGCAUAUAAACUGCUUUUCCCUAUAUGUUAUUAAACCAGGAACAUGAGAACUAUUAGGCAAGCCUAAGUAUUCGUUUCACAAAGCGAAAUACAAAUGAAUAACAGUCGUUAUAAAUUGCGCUUGAAUAACGUGGUUAAGACACAGGUGCAUGGAAUUUAGAGUUAGAAAAUGCUCUAUGCGGCUGGGAUUUAGAACUAAUCGACCUUCUAUCUUGCAUGAGGCGACAUAACGGAGAGUGUCAAAGGAGGUGUCUGUUCCGACCCCAUCAGGUACGGCCAGUCUAGGUUCUCUCUCGCUUUAAGGUGGUCAUAACCGUGUUUGGACAAAAUGAAAUGUUUUCGAUUAAUAAAUACACACAUUGUGGCGAGUGUUUAAUAACAGAAGUGGCAGAGACAGAAAGCCAAUGAUUUACACAACCACAACUCUCAAGGGUAGAGUCAUUCCAUGGCAAUGAUUACACGGCAAUGACAUUUACUAUUUACAGAAAUAUAAUCAUACUGUUGAAAGUUCGGCACAAUGGAAAGCAGUCCUGCUGACUAACUCCGCGAUGUCACAUUUAUGUCAACCAAUCGUGGACAGGGGGCGGGACCAGAGCAAGCGAGAAAGUCCCCCGCAAGGGGCAGUGUGCCAAAACGGUGAUUACCGCAGUGACUGUGCAUCGUGUUGCCAGAAUGACGUCGAUUCGUCUGAAGUACAAGGCUAAAGGUCCCCAGGUUCCCAGGUCCCCCAAAACUAAGGAUUGUUUCUAAACACCCAACGGGCAUUAAACGUGGCAUGAAUCGUAAGGGAAUUAAAGAUGCUUAAUAAUGAAUGAUGUGCUGUGUAGUUAAGGUGCAUUGACUGGUAAGAGUGAGCUGUGUUUUGCGUGUGCUCAAUGAUGAAACCGGAUAGAAAUGCUUUCCAGUGCUAUUUGUAUAUAAUUGUGCUGUACUUACCUUAAGAAUUAUAUUGAACGUCAGAAUAAUAUUCAAACAUUUUUUACUUUUUAUAUAUUAACGUUUAAUUCUAAUGUCUGUAUCGAUGUGAUUAAAAAUAAAUGAUGAUUCAAAAACACGA